Messenger RNA from Python bivittatus (Burmese python), 2310 nucleotides. Lineage: Eukaryota; Metazoa; Chordata; Lepidosauria; Squamata; Pythonidae. The record is from RefSeq and is a predicted model, not a curated record.
AUGCCGCGCCUGGCCGUUUUUGCGCCACGCCCAGCUGUUUUCCCACCCCUGAGGCGUGGUCUGUGGAUGCCAGAACGGAUUAACGUGAAAAAUACAACUGAUCUGGAAGCUCAAGUAAUAACAGUCAAGGAACCCUGUGCAAAAAUGGGAUUACGAUUAAAUAUAAAUGAGGCAACAGACUGUGUGAUGUCUCCUGCAGUGUGUGCCAUUCCUGACUCUCUGAAAGUGCAGUACCAAUAUUAUCAGCCAGGUGAUGUGAUAAUUGGUGGGAUAGUUUCACAGCUUUUCUCCUUUUCUGAAGGAACAGACUUCAGAACACACCCUGCACCCAAGUGUGAUGUUGAACCUGUUGUAAUGCUGAAAAAAUAUCAGCACACCCUAGCCUUGGCGUUUGCUGUGAACGAAAUCAAUGGAAACAGCAUGAUCUUACCCAACAGCACCCUGGGAUUUCAUGUCUAUGAUAGCCACUUUGAUGCCCAGAUAACUUAUCAGAAUACACUGAACCUUCUCUUUAAUCAGAAGCCGACUAUCCUCAACUACAGCUGCAGCAAGAAGAUUCCAGCAGCUGUCAUUGGGGGUACUGACUCAGAAACCUCCCUCCACAUAGCUAGUAUUUUAGGCAUCUACAAGAUUCCUCAGGUCACCUACUGUUUAUAUACUCCUCCAGUGAAUGAUAUAAGCCACCCCUCUUUCUUAUACCGCAUGGUUCCUAAUGAAGCGCAUCAAUACACUGGGAUUGUCCAGCUAUUGCUUCAUUUUCAGUGGAAGUGGGUUGGAAUGAUGGCCAUGGAGGAUGAUAAAGGAGAAAAGUUUGUGCAGACCUUGGAACAUUUUUUUUCAGAUAAUGGAAUUUGCAUUGCCUUCGCUGAACGAAUGCCACUCCAAAGCAGUAUUUUAGGUGUGGUUAGUUUCAAUAGCAUGUUUAGAGAAAUGGCCCUGUUGCUCAGUGAAGCAAAGGUUAAUGUCUGCAUUGUAAGCGCUGAUGCUCAUAUGAUGUUAGAUUUGCAGAUAGUGCUCAAUCUUGCCGAAUCAGACAUGAUGGUGCCUGUGCAGAAGCUUUACCAUUUCCUAAGUCGAGUCUCCUUUAAUAACAGUGCUGGAGACAAGGUGUCUUUUGACCAGAAGGGUGAAUUGCUAGCUGGAUUUGACAUUAUCAAUUGGGUUACUUUCCCUAACAAAUCCUUCAUGAAAGUGAUAGUAGGACAAAUGGAUCCUCAAGCACCAUCAGGCAGAAAGUUUUCCAUCAAUGAAAGAAAAAUCACAUGGCAUGACCAUUUUAAUCAGACUAUACCUCUUGCUCUGUGCAAUGAUCAUUGCCCUCCAGGUUCCAGAAAGAAAAGGAAGGAAGGGGAGCCAUUUUGUUGCUAUGAUUGUAAUCCAUGUGCAUCAAGAAAGUUUUCAAAUAAGAGAGAUAUGGAUGACUGCUUAGACUGUCCAGAACAACAAUAUCCAAACAAGGAAAAAACCCUAUGCAUUCACAAAGUUCUAAUUUUUUUGUCUUACAAUGAAACUUUAGGCAUCACUUUGACUGUUUUGGCUCUGUCUUUUUCUGUGACCACAGCAGUGGUACUUGGAAUUUUCAUAAAACAUCGGAAUACUCCCAUUGUCAAAGCCAACAACCAGAAUCUCACUUAUAUUUUGCUUGUUUCACUCUUCCUCUGCUUCCUCUGUUCCUUGCUCUUCAUUGGUCAGCCCCAAUUACUGACUUGUCUUCUCCGUCAAAUUGCUUUUGGGAUCAUCUUCUCAGUUGCUGUUUCUUCAGUUUUGGCCAAAACCAUCACAGUGGUUCUAGCUUUUAUGGCUACCAAGCCAGGAUCAAAAAUGAGAAAAUGGGUGGGGAAAAGAUUUUCAAACUCUCUGGUUCUCUGUUGUUCCUGCAUUCAAGUAAGUAUUUGCAUAUUAUGGUUGUGUACUGGCCCUCCAUUCCCAGAUUUGGACAUGCAUUCUCUUCCAGAAGAAAUUGUAGUUGAAUGCAAUGAAGGAUCAGGCAACAUGUUCUAUUAUAUUCUAGGAUAUAUGGGAUUUCUGGCUCUCAUCAGCUACAUCGUGGCUUUCUUUGCUCGGAAGCUGCCAGACACUUUUAAUGAAGCCAAAUGUAUUGCUUUCAGCAUGCUCGUGUUUUGCAGCGUGUGGGUGUCUUUUGUCCCAACGUAUCUCAGCACCAAAGGAAAAUACAUGGUAGCUGUGGAGAUCUUCUCCAUUUUGGCUUCCAGCAUUGGAAUAUUAGGAUCUAUCUUUUCCCCUAAAUGCUACAUAAUUGUCGUGAGACCAGAACUGAAUACAAAGGAGCAGCUAAAAAUGAGAAACUAG